Messenger RNA from Xiphias gladius (swordfish), 1103 nucleotides. RefSeq names its product DNA-damage regulated autophagy modulator 1 (gene dram1). The transcript is spliced from 7 exons. NCBI's taxonomy places the organism in Eukaryota, Metazoa, Chordata, Actinopteri, Istiophoriformes, Xiphiidae. Gene Ontology annotation, biological process: regulation of autophagy. The record is from RefSeq and is a predicted model, not a curated record. Bases 200 to 1036 code for a protein of 278 amino acids. Gene Ontology annotation, cellular component: lysosome.
AGAACCUCCCCGGACUUCUCAGAAAGACCCGCAGACUCGGCCGUCCCCCCGUCCCGUCCCCGUCCCCCCCCCCUCCCGGACCAGCAUCAGACCUGGAUCUUCUCUCCGUGUACCCUGGCCCCCCGUCCUACGCGUGGAAGCGUCUUCUGAAAGUUCCGCGUAAAACAACAAACUCCCCCCCCCCCUCCCCCUGGCUGAGAUGUUCUGGUUCACGCAAGGGCUGUGCUCUCUGCCAGUGUUUCUGGUCAUCUGGUCCUCCAGCACUUUCAUCAUUUCCUACCUGAUUGCGAUUUUCAGACACGACGUCGAUGUCCUAUUUCCAUACAUCAGCGACACGGGCGCGAACCCCCCAGAGAGCUGCAUUUUUGGCCUGAUGACAUUCAUUUCUUCAGGGGCAGGAAUAGCCACCAUAUAUGCCAGAUACAAGUUUGUGGAGAAGCUGAGUGAAGAAACGAGGGUGGUGAGCCCACGUCUCAACAAAGCCGCCCUGGUGCUCGGGGUGGUCUCCUGCUUGAGCAUGUGUAUAGUCGCCACUUUCCAGGAAACAACGGUGACAGAAGUCCACGACCUGGGGGCUCUGCUGUUCUUUGUCUCCGGUGUCUUGUACAUCGUCGUCCAGUCGGUGGUGUCGUACCACGCCUACCCGUAUGGAUCCUCGGCGGGCGUGUGUCGCGCGCGCUUGGGCAUCGCCGUCGUCGCCGCCUUGGCGUUUUUCCCCAGUAUCCUACCAAAAAAAAAAGAAAAAAAGAGAAAAGUCGAGAUGCUUUGGUUUCUGCUCUGUGAACAUGCACGACGCGCAUUUAACCAGGAUGCUACACUUGGGUCCCGGAUGAUUCCAGCUGUCGUCUGCGCGUUUUUCGUGCAUCAAACCAGGCUGCACAGAGACAGGGAGGACCAGGACUACCCUUUCCACGUGGCCAGCGCCGUAUGCGAGUGGGUCGUGGCCUUCAGCUUCGUCUGCUUCUUCCUCACAUACAUCGAUGAUUUCAAAAUGUUUACCUUGCGAGUGAAGACCGAGUUCGAGGAGCUGUCUUGAUGCCCGGCUCCCAGCCGAACUUUGAACACCGGUAUCUUCAGUGGGCUGCAUUUAGUUUUGGCGAGGG